AUGCAGUGCUUUGCCUUUCUGGAGGCCUUUCGAAGGCCUGGCGCUGAUGCGCCGCCGCUAAGGAAACUGCCUGCCAAUGACACCGACAUGCUCCAGAGGGUUGUUGACAAGACGGCCUGCCUCCUCAAGCUGCCCUCCAGCCUCGAAGAUGCUCAAGAGGACGCGGAUGGGCGCACACUAUCCAAAAGCAGGCCAUCUCUGACGCCAACUGACGUGCCUGAUGAGGAGCUACAGCACACGCCGGACGAUGACCUCAGUGAAUCCGACAGCCUUUUGCCGGAUGAAGUUGGCACUCCCACUCCCACCGCAGUGGUGUCUGCAACUGAGGCACUGGACGAAUUCUACAGCAGCUGCGAUGCGGAUCCGGCUGCAUUGCAGGAUGCUGCCGGGGCAUCUGCAGAGCUGCAGCCGCAAGUGGAAGAGCUCAAGUCUGAGGCAGCGAAGGUGCCUGUUUGGUGCAACAAGCUUGCCGAGCUUGAGGCCAAGCCAGAAUUGGCCCUGCAAGCUCAAGCCGAAGCCACGGAGGUGCCCGCACUUCAAGCACAGGUAGCAGACCUGGAGGCACAGCGAACUGCUGAGUUACAAGAUGCCGCGAGUGCAUCUGCAAAGCUUCAGGAGCAGGUGGAAAGGCUAAAGUCCGAGGCCUCGCAGGUGUGGCCACCACCAAGCGUGGUUUCCCACAUGUAUGAGUUGUCGAAGGAGCCAGACAUGGAACAGGAGAACCCACUACGCCAUGCUGAAGCAAAACGCAUCAGCAAGAAGCAAAUUGCUCAGGCGUGGGAGGCCUCAGAGCGCCGUUGUGGCUUCAGCUGGCUUCUGCCAGCCUUCCCGAAGCCAGGUCGUCUACCACCUGGCGCUUCCUACACCGCUUGUGCUGUGCCAAGAGUCUACGAGGAACUCACGGAG
Molecule: messenger RNA, 906 nt
Organism: Symbiodinium natans
Lineage: Eukaryota; Dinophyceae; Suessiales; Symbiodiniaceae
Source: the annotation of a GenBank genome assembly